AUGGUUCUCUCCGGCACGGUCCAGGUAGCCCAGCUGGGAGAUAUCCAUGAACACUUUACAUCUGAACUCCUAAAUUUCAUAACAACCCUCGGUUGGAAUUCCACAGAAAACUGCGUUGAACUGGCAAUGCCCACCAAGUUGGCAAUUGAUUGGCCACUAGCGUUGAUCGCUCUAUAUACCACAAAGUAUCAGAAACACCACAGCAAGAAUGCCGCGAGCAAGCUACGAGAGGAGAUGAUGAGAGCACACAUGCGGGUGAUGGUCUCUGCUCCAGCCCAUGGGGAGUAUACGACCUCCGGAUAUCCUUCGGAGGCAAUCCUGGCGGAAGCAGCUGCCAUUUCGAUUCAUGAGGAACGACUCGACAUGGUGGAGGUCGUUCAUCGCCUUCUUGAAGACAAGCUUGGGAUGCGGCAAUACAUAGACAUGAAACGUCCCACGAUGCACAACUCUGACAGGCCGUUUAUUCAAGACCUAUCUUCCUAAUCGAGCUCUUGACUGCCCUUCUCCCGGAAGAGUAUCUGUCCAAGCUUUUACAGAACACUCUUGAUAAUCG
This is a messenger RNA of Desarmillaria tabescens, 553 nucleotides long. RefSeq lists its product as uncharacterized. The record is from RefSeq and is a predicted model, not a curated record. Lineage: Eukaryota; Fungi; Basidiomycota; Agaricomycetes; Agaricales; Physalacriaceae. Bases 1 to 483 code for a protein of 160 amino acids. The transcript is spliced from 2 exons.